AUGGAAUCAAUCGUGUAUGAGAACUCGCCUUUGGCCGAAUAUUUGGAAGGGGAGGGUGGAAACGAAGAAAGCUGCCCCGUGGAGGAGAAUCAAAGCGACGAUGAUCAUACCCGUUCCUGCAACUUUGCCCCUCGAGGGGCUUCCAAAUUCCAGAAUCGCGUUCGAAACAAGCUGCCGAAACCUCUCAAUCUACGAGGCACACCGCAGGGGGAACUAAUCGAGAAACUAUAUGACACCUGCUCGUCUGCCCUGAACAUCCGAUUGGCACGAAGCGAUAACAAACGAUUUUUGGAACAAUUUGGCUACGUUAUUGUCGCAUCGCAACUGUUAAACGAACACAGCGCUCCUUCCUACACAUCCGCUGCAGAUGUCCUGUCUGCAAAGCAACCCUCCGCUCUCCCGUCCCUAUCUACAACUUUUGGAAUUCAAGGCGCCAUUGUCACAGCCGCCACUUCUUUUUCUAUCGCUUGGUUAUUACAUUGGAGCCGUUCAAGGACUGGGUCAGGAUUCAGUCUCAAGAAGGUUGGAGUGCUUCUGAUACUUGUGCCCGCUGUCGGUGUCUUGUUCUAUGCUUUCGCAAAACGGCAAUGGUUGAAAUAUCUCCGGCACCAGGCGGUUGAGGCAGUUGGCGCUUUCAUUGGAAACGCUCAGGGAUUUGACUCUGCUGCGUCAGCUUCUGUGGUCUUUAUUCAGGAGGUCGAACUUGUCUCGAGAGGUUAUCGGAUAAGCACUCCUCUACCCCCUAUCAGUCGGCUGGAGGAUCUAGUACAAACGCGACGGUGCUUGAGAUUACGCAGAGCGGUCUCAGAAUGCUUCUACUCCAUGCUCGAACGGUAUAUUCAAUCCCAGAACACAUUACGCCCACUUACCGAUGACGGCAAUCUUGCGAAAUAUUACGACAUUUAUGACAUUGGACUGGAAGAACUCGAAGCGGUUGAGGCGUCGUUGUCGCAGCGAGCCAACGAAGACCAGUACUCAUUGCGCGCUCUGAGGGAUCUAUUUGGAAAACUGUAUAGUGUGAGGAAAAGCGUGCUGUGCUGCUUGCUAGCCCUCAGCGCCGACGGUGGUGGCUCCGAUAUUGCUCGGUGGAGUUCUGCUGUCGAGGAAAUGCGUGAGCUCGCUACAGUGACCGGCAACAGCAUGCUGAAAAUGACAGCAAUUUUAAAUGAGGAGGACCGUGAUACUAUUCCUCCAUCCCCAUUACCUUCCGCCUCACCAAGCAAGGACCACCUGCGUGCUCAAUUUCGACGGCUCAACUCUUUAUCACAAGGGGUCCGUGCCUUGCAUGCUAAAAUGCACAUUGCCAGCGAGGAGUCACAUGCCAAUCUAGAACGCUCAGACCCUGAUGAGUUCGAAACCAACCUCCUUACGCAAUAUGACUCGAUUGGCAGUGAUCUUAGGGCUCUUCUCCAAGAGUGGGAAGCUGGUAAAGCCGCAUUGGUAAACCACCACGAUCGCCUUAGCGUCGGGGAUCCCUCGCGACCACCAAGUACUUUCUUGUUACCCAUGUCCCCCACCCCCAGCCUGGGAGGAUCUACGGCGGUUGAGGGCAGCCCAACGGAUGCAUUGAAAGCCUUAACUGGCGAGGGCCGGCCGGAUCUGACCCAGACCUAUGAUGAUGAGGAAAUUUUCGAAGCUGUUGUACUCCCGGCCUCGAGAAACAAGAGAAUGUCUUUGACAAGAGACGAGCGUCUUGCGCUGUUGGAAGCACGAUUGGAACAGGCCAGCCUUCUGAAGCGCGUCGUCGACGCCAUCAAGGAUCUUGUCCAGGACUGCAAUUUCGAUUGCAAUGACUCCGGAAUCGCCCUCCAGGCCAUGGACAACUCGCACGUUGCCCUAGUUUCCAUGCUGCUCCGUGCUGAGGGUUUCUCUCCUUACCGUUGCGACCGUAACAUCGCCCUCGGCAUCAACCUUCUCUCCCUAACCAAGGUGCUCCGCGCCGCCCAGAAUGAAGACAUCCUGACCCUCAAGGCCGAGGACUCACCCGAUGCCGUCAACCUCAUGUUCGAGAGUGCAGAGACAGACCGACUCAGCGAGUAUGACAUCAAGCUCAUGGAUAUUGACCAGGAGCACCUGGCCAUCCCUGAGACUGAGUACGCCGCUACCGUGGAGAUGCCUUCUUCUGAGUUCCAGCGCAUCUGCAGAGAUCUCAACGCACUGUCUGAGUCUGUUGUGAUUGAGGCCAGCAAGGAGGGUGUCAAGUUCUCCUGCCAGGGUGAUAUCGGUAACGGAUCCGUCACUAUCCGCCAGCACACCAACGUCGACAAGCCCGACCAGAACGUCGUCAUCAACCUCUCCGAACCUGUCGCCCUGACCUUCUCCCUCAAGUACCUCGUCAACUUCUGCAAGGCCUCCAACCUGUCCUCAUCUGUCGUGCUGCACCUCUCCCAGGAAGUGCCUCUGCUUGUUGAGUACGGUCUGGGAAGUGGUCACCUGCGUUUCUACCUCGCUCCUAAGAUCGGUGACGAAGAGUAA
Molecule: messenger RNA, 2475 nt
Organism: Penicillium hordei
Lineage: Eukaryota; Fungi; Ascomycota; Eurotiomycetes; Eurotiales; Aspergillaceae
Product: Proliferating cell nuclear antigen
Exons: 9
Coding region: 1-2475 (824 amino acids)
Biological process (GO): regulation of DNA replication; translesion synthesis; mismatch repair
Cellular component (GO): PCNA complex
Molecular function (GO): DNA polymerase processivity factor activity; myosin binding; DNA binding
Source: RefSeq, a predicted model, not a curated record